Messenger RNA from Microtus oregoni (creeping vole), 2997 nucleotides. RefSeq names its product GRB2-associated and regulator of MAPK protein. Gene Ontology annotation, biological process: epidermal growth factor receptor signaling pathway; cellular response to epidermal growth factor stimulus. The transcript is spliced from 6 exons. Bases 350 to 2983 code for a protein of 877 amino acids. Lineage: Eukaryota; Metazoa; Chordata; Mammalia; Rodentia; Cricetidae. The record is from RefSeq and is a predicted model, not a curated record. Gene Ontology annotation, molecular function: proline-rich region binding.
AGCGCUGCUAUGGCGUUCCUCGGACCCGCGGCUCCUCCUCACACAGUGCUCGGGGCGGAGGCUAGGAGGGGGCCGAGGAGGAGGAGGCGGGCGGCCGGCCGCCGCAGCUGCAGAGCCGGGGCCAGGGGAGGCGGAGCGGGAGGCGCCGCAGCCAGCCGGACCGCCUGCAGUGCUCCCCUGGCUUGAGGGCGCGGGACGCCAGCCAUGCCUCGGUGUGGCCGCUGAACCCGGGCGCCGGCGUCCCCGCCGCUGUGCCUCGCUGCCAGGCUGCCCGCGGCGGGAGAGCGAAGCCGCCCGCCAGCCAGCGGUGGAGCGGGAGAGGGAGCGCGGGGCCGGGGAGGCGGGGAAGAUGGACCCGGUGCCCUCGUUGGGCUGCAGCCUCAAGGAUGUGAAGUGGAGCCCAGUGGCUGUGCCGCUCGACCUGCUGGUCAGCACCUACCGGCUACCCCAGAUCGCGCGGCUGGACAGCGGAGAAUGCGUGGAAGGGCUGAGGGAGAAUGACUACCUGCUGAUCCAUUCCUGCAGGCAGUGGACCACCAUAACUGCUCAUAGCCUGGAGGAAGGUCACUAUGUCAUCGGGCCAAAGAUAGAGAUCCCCGUACAUUAUGCAGGACAAUUCAAGCUGCUGGAACAAGACCGGGACAUAAAGGAGCCGGUGCAAUAUUUCAACAGCGUGGAGGAGGUGGCCAAAGCAUUUCCUGAACGUGUGUACGUCAUGGAGGAAAUCACAUUCAACGUGAAGGUUGCGUCCGGCGAAUGCAACGAAGACACCGAAGUUUACAACAUCACCCUGUGUACUGGGGACGAGCUCACCCUAAUGGGGCAGGCAGAAAUCCUUUAUGCAAAGACCUUCAAGGAAAAGUCGCGACUCAACACAAUUUUCAAAAAGAUUGGGAAACUCAACUCCAUCAGCAAGCUGGGGAAAGGCAAAAUGCCCUGCCUCAUCUGCAUGAACCACCGGACCAAUGAAAGUAUCAGCCUUCCAUUCCAAUGCAAGGGCAGGUUUAGCACCCGAAGUCCCCUGGAGCUUCAGAUGCAGGAAGGGGAACACACUAUCCGAAACAUCGUGGAGAAGACUAGGCUCCCCGUGAAUGUGACGGUGCCCAGUCCUCCACCCAGAAACCCCUAUGACCUUCACUUCAUCAGAGAGGGACACCGCUACAAGUUUGUGAACAUCCAGACCAAGACGGUGGUGGUGUGCUGUGUGCUCCGGAACAACAAGAUCCUCCCCAUGCACUUUCCUUUGCACUUGACUGUCCCCAAGUUCAGCCUCCCAGAGCACCUGGUGAAGGGAGAGGUGUGGCCGGAAACCCUAGUCCAUCACUGGCUGGGCAUCUGCCAAGAGCAGUUUGACAUCGAUGAGUAUUCACGGGCUGUGCGCGAUGUGAAAACAGACUGGAAUGAAGACUGCAAGAGCCCCAAAAAGGGCCGUUGCUCUGGCCACAACCAUUUACCCAACUCCCUCAGCUAUGCCCGUGAUGAGCUCACCCAAUCCUUCCACCGACUCUCAGUCUGCGUAUAUGGCAACAAUCUUCAUGGCAACAGUGAGGUGAACCUCCAUGGCUGCAGGGACCUUGGGGGAGAAUGGGCCCCUUUUCCCCAUGACGUCCUUCCCUAUCAAGACUCUGGUGACAGCGGGAGUGACUACCUUUUCCCAGAAGCUAGUGAGGAGUCGGUGGGCGUCCCAGGGAAGGCGGAGGUUCCCUAUGAAGAGCUGUGGCUGGAGGAAGGCAAGCCUAGCCACCAGCCUCUCACUCGCUCCCUCAGUGAGAAGAGCAGGUGUGACCCCUUGAGAGGCUCCACGCGGUCCAAAUGUGCAACUUCUUCUCUCCCUUCCCCUGCGACCCUGGGAGCCACAAUGAAGUCUUCAGAAAUCGCCCUACCUCCACCUCCAGUGCCUCCCAAAUCUGAAGCCGUCAGGGAAGAAUGCCGGCUCCUGAACGCCCCACCUGUUCCACCCCGAAGCUCCAAGCCUUUAUCCACAAGUCCCUCCAUCCCUCCUCGCACAGCCAAGCCUGUUCGGCCACAGACACGCUCUCCCAGCCCCACCCUGUCCUACUAUUCUUCAGGGCUGCAUAACAUCUGCACCACGAAGAGUGACCCAAGUCCUCCUGACAGUGCCCCUGUUUCCUGCUACCCUUGCAACCGAAUAAAGAGUGACUCUGUGGACCCCAAGUCCCCGUUUGGAAGUCCUUCUGCUGACGCUCUGGCCUCCAGACUCUCGUGGCCCAACCAUUACUCGGGAGCAUCGGAGAGCCAGACACGGAGUGACUUCCUGCUCGAUCCAAGCAGGAGCUACAGCUACCCCAGACAGAAGACACCUGGCACACCAAAGAGAAACUGCCCGGCCCCUUUUGACUUUGAUGGCUGCGAGCUCUUAGGCAGCCCGCCCAGCACAGCCUCUGCAGAAUUCAGCAGCAGCGGCGGCUCCAGUUGCCCCAAGUCCGCCAGCUACUCUCUGGAGAACUCCGAGGACCGCUCCCUUGCAGCUGGCAUGACCAAGCAGAGCAUCUCCUGCCCUGCCUUGCCCCCAAGGGCCCCAAAGCCAGUGGAACAGAGAACCACCCCUGAAACAUCUCCUUUGCCUCUGAAAAUUGAUGGUGCUGAGGAGGACCCCACCGCGGGGUCGCUGGACCUCUCCGAGGACCAGUAUUUUGUGAGAAAGGGCGCGCAGGACGUCUUCGCUGUCUCUUACCCGUUCUCAUCUCCACUCCACCUCCAGCUGGCCCCCAGAUCCUGUGGGGAUGGUUCCCCAUGGCAGCCACCUGCCGACCUAUCCGGACUCUCGAUAGAGGAAGUGUCCAAGUCCUUACGGUUCAUUGGUUUGUCUGAAGACGUCAUAGCUUUCUUUGUCACGGAAAAGAUCGAUGGGAAUUUGCUUGUUCAGUUAACAGAAGAAAUCCUCUCAGAGGAUUUCAAACUAAGCAAACUGCAGGUGAAGAAAAUAAUGCAGUUUAUAAAUGGCUGGAGACCCAAGAUAUAGGCAAAUGUCCUUGG